Penicillium cinerascens is the source of this 4827-nucleotide messenger RNA. RefSeq names its product putative nuclear migration protein (ApsA). Gene Ontology annotation, biological process: microtubule cytoskeleton organization; maintenance of protein location in cell cortex; dynein-driven meiotic oscillatory nuclear movement. Gene Ontology annotation, cellular component: mitochondrion; cell cortex. The record is from RefSeq and is a predicted model, not a curated record. NCBI's taxonomy places the organism in Eukaryota, Fungi, Ascomycota, Eurotiomycetes, Eurotiales, Aspergillaceae. Bases 1 to 4827 code for a protein of 1608 amino acids. Gene Ontology annotation, molecular function: tubulin binding; phospholipid binding. The transcript is spliced from 2 exons.
AUGACGGCGCCCAAGCCUGCGGAUAACUCUCUCGCCGCCAUGAUGGAAGAUCCGUUCGUUUCGAAUAACGGGCAACCCCCCGUGCCCCGCGAAUCUCAUCGCUACUCGUCCUUCGAUACACAACUUUUCAGCCUUAAUGCUUCUUCGCCAGCGCAGGCCAAGCGGGCCCUCGAGGCUCAUCUGGCAGAGACCGAGCGACGCCUGGAGGAGGCGUCCAAGUUGGGAACUGCACUCAUUGAUCAACAGCGACAACUCGAGGAACAGCUGAAACAGGUCGAACAGCAACAGGAUGAGGGGGAAAUGGGCCCGGAACUUCGACAGAAACUUGCCGAUCUGGAACGAGAGUACAGUGAGAUUGGUCGAGAGACGGCGCGCGCAUUUUUGGCUCCCAAGCGGUUAGCCGGAAGCGCGGAGGAGGCCCAGCCGGGUACACCAGGGUUCGAUCAAAAGUCUCCUAUCAGCCCCGCUCUCUUCGCCAGCCAAGCGACAAACUCUCCCAGCAAAGUCAGUGUUCCGUCCCGCAAGCAGCGCAACCAACCAGCCAGUCGAGUGCACGAUAUCGAAUUUGCGACCGAGAUUUCCACCUCACUUCUUGCCCAAGUUCGCCAAUUACAGGCACUUCUCGCCGAACGGGAGGAGUCCCUGAAGACGGUGAAUUUGGAGAAGUCGCGACUGGAGUUGGAAGCAGAAGCUUAUUCGCAGCGCAUUCGGGCACUCGAUGACAGCGAACAGCGCUACAAGGAUGAAAAUUGGGCCUUGGAGACGCAGACCCAUGAGUUGAUGGCAGCUGUUAGAGAUGCCCACGAACGGGAGAAGAAACUCAACAGCAGCCUCAGCGCUUCCAACUCCGACAAAAGUGCUGUCGAACGAGAACUGGAGGAGCUGAAGCAAGCCAACUCAAAGCUCCUGGAGGAACAGACGGCCUUGCAGAAAGCCAACGAUUCUGAGAUGCACCUUUUGCGUCGGAAUCUGAACGCCGGCGAUUUGGAGAAAUGCGCCCUGCAGAAAAAGCUCGAAGAGCUAACCUCUCAGAACCAAGAGCUGGCGAAAGGCCUUGCCAUGCGUAUCCGACACCAUGAAUCCCAGGGUUCUCGUGAUAUUCCCGAUGACAACGACGGUUCCGACCAAGAACAUCUCACACCUGAUAACUCUCCGCCUCCGUCACCUAACAAAUUCACUCCCCGCCAUGGACACUUGGAAUCGGAAACUCUGAAAAGUUCUCUCGGCCAUGCUCAUCGCAUGAUUCAGAACCUUAAGAGCACUAUUCAUCGCGAGAAGACGGAGAAGAUCGAGCUUAAGCGCAUGUUACAAGAGGCCCGCGAUGAAGUCGAGCAGAAACGUCGUGAGACCGCUGCGCCAAACUCGAGCAAACGCCUGAAGUCCAAGCAAGACUCCUUCCGCAAACCUCUUCGUCCAGAUCUUCUGGGUGCCGGCCGUAAGGAGAAAUCGUUUGUUGAAUUGCACGACACCGAUUGGGAGGACAAUGCUGGACAGAUCAGCCCCACUCGCCAGGCCAUAGCAGCUGUUUCCAGAGACCGUUCUGGCGCUCGCUCUCCUGAUGAGCCGAGCGACGUCUACCAGACUGCCACCGAGGCUGAGGAUGGAUUCGAGACGGCGAAUGAGCGCGCAACUGCUACUGAGAGCGAGGCAUUCCAGACUGGCGUGGAAAGCAUGGCGGAUGACAGCAGCGACGACUCUGCAGACCUAACCGAGACCGAGAACAACGUCCAGAGAACGCCGCGCAAUCGGGUGGCCUCAUCGUUGAUGAUGGCCAAGGCCCGGGAUCGUACUUCCUACCACAGCUCAGCUUCCACCUCGGACGGUGACCAGACAGACGAUGGAGGUCAUCCCUCACCCAGCCAAAUGCAUAUCUCUCGUCCUCGUGUCAAGUCCAAGCGGAGCAUCUUGAGGCGUAUUCGUCCGUCUGGCGAAGCCCCGAUGGCCUCUGUUAGCCGGCCGGGAAGUUCACGCAACUCCCCUGCCCCAAGCUUCGAGCAAGGGCCGGUGGCGCAGGAGGGCCAAAGUCUCUUCGCCGAGCUUGCAGAGCUAGAAGGUGGUGAAGAGGAAGAUGAGGAGGGAGUUGCAGAGGGCUCUACCCCGCGUAUGGUACCUGCAUCGGGCUCUCGCAGACCCUCUGAGAUAAUGCUGGAUGCGCCACCCAAGCCUGUUAUGGUCGACAGUGGUGUGAUGACGGAUCCUUGGGAGCCUGCCACUCCUGUCAACGUCGUUAGCGAAGCUGCGCUUCCCGAGGCCCCGGCUACUCCGCAAAGAAGCCAGCUAGCAGACCGAGGGAUCGAUGCUGAGGCACAGGAGACCCCUAGGCUAGUCAGCUCUGGAACACAAUGGACCCCUCUCAAGUCCCCAGCUGCCGAGGGUGACCACCUGGCUAGUGUCCCUACGCCGCCGAAGAUGGUCUGGGAUCAGCGCUCUGUCAGAAGUCAAUGGGUCGAGGCAGGCACUCAAGCCGAGCUGGCUGAAAUGGGAAUGGCCACCAUCUCUACUCAAGAAACCGUUCCCGAGAUGCCCAAUUUCACAAAGCUGGGUAUUUCGUACGUUUCUGGAGGCUCUGUCGAGCCUGUUAAGCACGAGCUUCCUGUGCCUGAACUUCCAGAGAUGAAUGUCUCCACCAUUUCUUCGCAGUACACCGAGCCCGUUAUGGCAACAAUUCCUGAACCGGAGUCUGUCAUCCCUGUUGAACCUGUGCGAGAAUUGCCCCAAGUCACCAUGUCAUCUCUCUUCACCCAUCAUUCCAUUGAGCCCGUUCAGGCCCGACUCCCCGAACCUGAACCCAUCCCUGAACCUCCUGUUGUCGAAGAAGCUCUAUUGCUCGAGCUGGGUGUGUCGACUAUUGCCUCUCAACACACUGAGCCUGUUGAGCCUCGGCUUCCGGAACCUAUCCCAGAGCCAGUACCUGUCCUUAUUCCUGAGCCUGAGCCAGUUCUUUCCCAGUUGUCAAUCUCUUGGCUGGGUCCGACAUUCACACGCCCGGUAGCACCCAAGCUUAUUGAGCUUCCUCCUCUCCCGAGCCCCACUCUAUCUACUCUACGCUCGAUAGAGACUCGUCCAGUCCAAUAUGUGCCCCGUGUGGUUCCUCCGAUGACCGAUUUCGGCAUCCAAACAGACCCCAUGGAGGAGCCAAAGGCUGCGGCUGCUGCGGCUGCUGCUGCCGCCGCCACAGUUGUUGUCCAUGAAGAUGAGACUAGUGUCCCUGUUCGUAACCGUGCUGGUACCACUACUAGCGAGCGGCGCCUGAGCACUGGCUUGGCUCUUAGCGACAUUUCUGGUAAUGCCCUGCCUCAUAAUGGUCGACAACCGUCCAGCUCUGUCAGCAUGGACCAGGGCGCUCAAACCAUUCUUUCUUCGAAGCAGAUCGAUCAGAUUCUCAUGGAACGGGAGUCCGCGCGUCCUACUUCCGGCGACAGCGGUCAUACAAGGGACGCUGCGUUGGCGGCAGCGGCAGCGGCUACCGCCGCGGCUGCUUCACCAUUCGUUACUCCUAAGCUCAGGCCUCGCCCUCAACAGUCAUUUAAAUCAGGAACGCCGAGACGACCUGAUACUGCAACCAGCCAGGCAUCUGGUGUCAGCUCUCACCCACCAUUGCCUUCAGACCACCGCGAAACUAUCAUGGCUGCCGAGAAGAAGUCAGUCGACAUGCCUACGCCGUCCCCUGGGAGCAUGGGUCCUCCUUUGGCGCCUGCUUCUGCUUAUCGCAUGAACGUGCAAGGGCCACGAACACCAGGCGAGAACGCCAACCGCGCUGGGUCCACUCAGGGUACCGUAUCUACUCAAACUCGGAUGAGAAGAGGAAGUCAGAGCCAGAUGUCCAGGCGGUCCUCAGUGUCGUCGUUUGCUUCUGAGCUCGAGGAGCGGUUCAACAUGAACCCUCAUGCUGGCCCGAUGCCUCACGGCUAUGGACCUAACACUGACCCUCGCAUGAUCCAGGCAAUCACCCAAACAAUGAUUGGAGAAUUCCUCUGGAAGUAUACCCGAAAGACUGGUUCAGCGGACAUGUCGACCACACGGCAUCGGCGGUACUUCUGGGUCCACCCGUAUACUCGUACCCUAUAUUGGAGUGAAAAAGACCCACAGACCGCUGGUAAGAGCGAGCUUCGGACGAAGAGUGUGCCAAUCGAGGCUGUGCGAGUGGUCGCAGAUGACAACCCCUAUCCCCCGGGUCUUCACUGCCGAAGCUUAGAGGUUGUCAGCCCGGGCCGUCGAGUCCGCUUCACUGCCACCACAAGCCAACGACACGAGACUUGGUUCAAUGCCCUGUCGUACCUUCUCUUGCGUGAGACCAAUGAUAACUGCGAGGACAACGAUGACAGCGUGACGUUGGAUGACAUCGAUGAGUUCAACCCCGGCUUCCGCUCCGCCUCUCGCCAGACGGCUCGGAUGUCCCUGUCGUCCUAUAACAGUCACACCGUCCGUGGGAAGCCGAAGCAGCAACGUGCGGCCUCUGCCAUGUCCAUGCGUUCAGCUGGCACUCCUGGACGUGCGUCCCCCGCAUUCAGCUCGCCAGCUCCGAACUCCACGCUGCAGGUCCCUGAAGAACCCCCGCAGCGAUCCUCAUCCCGGCUCAGUUCAAUCCUCAACGGCUCGAUCCGCGGAUCGAUUGCCAGUCUAAAGGGACGCCAUGGUCAGUCUCCCAGUGUCAAAAACGAAAGCCUCCGUGGUCAAGACAGUGCCGAGAAUCUCGGACACGACCACGAAGAUGACGAUCGACUUGAGAACGUUCGUGCCUGCUGCGAUGGCAAACACGACGUGGGCUCGCUUUCCCGUACCAGCCGAUACAGCCCACGGGUCGACCGCAUCCACUCCCACCACUAA